Molecule: messenger RNA, 1686 nt
Organism: Ahaetulla prasina
Lineage: Eukaryota; Metazoa; Chordata; Lepidosauria; Squamata; Colubridae
Gene: ITM2B
Product: integral membrane protein 2B
Exons: 6
Coding region: 317-1132 (271 amino acids)
Biological process (GO): negative regulation of amyloid precursor protein biosynthetic process
Cellular component (GO): plasma membrane; extracellular exosome; Golgi apparatus
Molecular function (GO): amyloid-beta binding
Source: RefSeq, a predicted model, not a curated record
CCGACUUCUGGCCCAUCGAGUCUGGUUCCCGCUUGCCGUGCGGCGGAGGCUGGCUGCUCGAUCCGGCCGUCGAUGCUGAGUUGGCUGGCUGGCUCCCGCCCUCGCGAAUCCUCCCCCUGCCUCUCGGCUUCCCUUGCUCGGUGGGGCAGGCUUGGCACCUGAGGGCGAUAGAGAAGGAAAAGGGAAGCCGCGCAGAACCUUCAGCUGCCCCGGUUCUGCCCCUGGGGCUCGGCGAGAAGGAAGCAGGGGACCUUCGCCGCAGUAGCCUGACGCUUUGUAUCCCUUCUGAAGCCUUAGCCGAGGGCUUUCUGCAGCCAUGGUGAAGGUCUCGUUUAACUCGGCCUUGGCGCAGAAAGACGCAGCCAAGAAGGAGGAGGAGGAGGAAGGGGGACAGAAUGAAAAAAACAGCUGCAGCAACCAAGUGCUCAUCUUGUCCCCAGACACAAAGGAUCCAGCAGAAGUGGUGGUGCCUCUUGGACAGAGAAGAGCUUGGUGCUGGUGUAUGUGUUUUGGAUUAGCUUUUAUGCUUGGUGUUGUAAUCUUUGGCGGUACCUAUAUGUGCAAGUAUUUUCGAAUUCAGGAAAAUGUUUACUUCUGUGGAAUUAAGUAUAUUGAGGAUGGCUUAACCCUAACUGAUUCAGAUACAUUUGCUUCAGCUCGUUAUCAGAUAAUUGAAGAGAGUAUCCAGAUCCUUCAGGAGGAGGAUGUUGAGUUCAUUAGUGUGCCAGUUCCAGAAUUUGCUGACAGUGAUCCAGCUGAUAUUGUGCAUGAUUUUCAGAGGAGACUUACAGCUUAUCUUGACCUCAGCCUGAAUAAGUGCUAUGUCAUUCCUCUGAAUACGUCAGUUGUUAUGCCACCUAAAAACUUCUUAGAACUGCUGAUCAACAUCAAAGCUGGAACAUACUUGCCACAGUCAUACUUGAUUCAUGAGCAGAUGAUAGUCACUGACCGCAUUGAAAAUGUGGAUCAACUGGGUUUUUUCAUUUAUCGCCUUUGUCGUGAUAAAGAGACUUACAAAUUGCAGCGCAAGGAAGUACUGAAAGGCAUUCACAAGCGUGAAGCAGGUAAUUGCCGGAUAAUUCGUCAUUUUGAGAACAGAUUUGCGAUGGAAACGCUUAUUUGCCAAGAAUAAGGAAUGCUACUGUAACAAAAAUUAAGAUACUUCAUCUUAUCCUUUCUAUUAUGUGCAGUGAUUUCUUUCUUUUUAUUUCGUUUAUGUAAAGAAUAAACAAGGCUAUAUAGCUGAAUCCAAUUACUUAAUCUGAUGAAACAUCUUUGUCAUAUUUUGAAGUAUAAUGUUAUUUUUUAUGCUGGAAUAGAAGCUGUAUAUUGUUAGUGUAUUUCACAUAAUAAAUCCUGAACUAUCAAGAGGUAAACUGUGCAUUCAAUAUUACCAAAAAUUUCUAUAAAAUAAUUCUAGUUAAAAGCUAAAAAAUAUAUAGAUCAGUUGCAACUGUUGAGGUUUUUAACAGUGUAUUAGUACUAUUACUGAUUGCAGCUCAUUAAGAAACAUUUUAUAAUAAAGAUGGAAUUUAUUGUGUUUCUAGUCACACUUAAAUUCACUUCAAAUUGGCUGUGCUAAUAUAGGUGUCUGCUGUACAAACUCCAGCAGUAAUUUUAUGUUACUGACCUGUAUAUAAGCUAUGUGUAUGCAAAAGAAAAUAAAUAAAAAUCCGUUUGUGUAAA